AUGGACUAUCUCCAAAUUUCACUUCUCUCAAUAUUUCUUUUUUUCUCUAUCACAUUUUUAUACACAAAAUCAAAGCCUAAACCAAAAUUUCCACCGUCUCCGGCAAAUUCAUUGCCGGUGAUCGGCCACCUUCACCUCAUGAAGCGACCGUUCCAUCGUAAAUUUCUUUCAUUCUCUCAGUCUUUGGGAAAUGCUCCAAUCAUCCAUCUCCGUCUCGGACACCGUCACGUGUACGUAGUCUCGUCACGUACCGUUGCCGAGGAAUGUUUCACCAUAAACGAUAUCGUUUUGGCGAACUGGCCAGUGAUGAUGAUGAACAAGCAUUUAGGUUAUAAUGCUAAACAUAUGAUCGGAGCAUCUUACGGCGAUCACUGGCGGAGCCUCCGUCGAAUCACCGCCUCUGAGAUAUUUUCGUCCCAUAGGCUCUCUACGUUUUUGCAUAUCUGUAAAGACGAGAUCCGACGGCUUAUAUUAUGCCUCUCACAAGACUCCUUACACGGCUUUGUGGAGGUGGAGAUGAAAUCACUAUUUACAAACUUGGUCUUCAACAACAUCAUCAGGAUAAUAGCUGGGAAACAAUACUACGGUGAUGAUACAGAGGACGAAGAGGAAGCCAAACUCACGAGGCAGUUGGUGUCUGAGGUUGUGGCCGGCGAUGGUGGAAGAAACUAUGCUGAUUAUCUCUCGUUUUUGGGUUGGUUCACUGAUACCGAAGCACGGAUCAAAGAUGUGGCUCAUCGUUUCGACGCAUUCUUGCAGAAACUGAUAGAUGAGAAACGUGCAGAGAAAGAAACAAGUCAGACGAUGAUUCAUCACUUGCUUUCUCUCCAAGAAACUCAACCUAGUCACUAUACGGAUGUUAUCAUCAAACAAAUCAUCCUUGACUUGAUAGUUGCGGGAACGGACACAAUAUCGAUAACGUUAGAAUGGGCAUUGUCUAAUUUGUUGAACCAUCAAGAGGUACUAAUGAAAGCAAGAAUUGAAAUCGAUGAAAAAUUCGGUUUAGACCGGUUAGUGGAUGAACCGGAUAUUGUGAAUCUCCCCUAUCUCCAAAACAUUAUGUUCGAAACACUCCGUUUGUAUCCUCCGGCUCCGUUGCUGCUACCUCACUUGUCAUCGGAAGAUUGUGAAGUAGGAGGAUACGAUAUGCCACGUGGUACGAUGCUAUUGAUGAAUGUGUGGGCAAUGCAAAGAGAUCCGGAGUUAUGGAAAGAUCCAGAGCAGUUCAAGCCGGAGAGGUUUGAUAAGGAAGGGGAAACUCAAAAGGUUAUGGCGUUUGGGCUCGGACGACGGGCUUGUCCUGGAGCUGGACUUGCUCAUCGGUUUGUGGGCUUGGCUCUUGGGUCGUUGGUCCAAUGUUUCGAGUGGGAGAGAAGUGGUGUCGAACUUAUUGAUAUGAAGGAAGGUAAAGGAGUUACUAUGCCCAAAAAGAAGCCGUUGCAAGCCAUGUGCAAAACACGCUUUCUCGCUAGUAAACUUCUUGUUGCGAAUGAAAAUUAUUCUUUUUAA
Molecule: messenger RNA, 1509 nt
Organism: Camelina sativa (false flax)
Lineage: Eukaryota; Viridiplantae; Streptophyta; Magnoliopsida; Brassicales; Brassicaceae
Source: RefSeq, a predicted model, not a curated record